Drosophila eugracilis is the source of this 1997-nucleotide messenger RNA. RefSeq names its product NEDD8 ultimate buster 1. NCBI's taxonomy places the organism in Eukaryota, Metazoa, Arthropoda, Insecta, Diptera, Drosophilidae. The record is from RefSeq and is a predicted model, not a curated record. Gene Ontology annotation, biological process: regulation of ubiquitin-dependent protein catabolic process. Gene Ontology annotation, molecular function: protein binding. The coding region runs from base 75 to 1928 and encodes 617 amino acids. The transcript has a single exon.
UGUUAGGACCGAAAUUUUCUUGUCAAAUUUAGAAGUUAAAUAGUUUUGUUCCAGAUCUUAAGGAAAAAAGGAAUAUGUCUCAGAUAAAUAAUACAUUUAUAAAGCUGCGAGCCCGCCUGCGAGAGCGUGAUAUCAAGUUGUGGGAGGAGCCCUACUACUUCGAGGGCGUUGGCACUAUUGAAUCGGAGAUUGAUCGAUUGGCAAGGGACUUGAGUGGAGAUCUGGGCAUAAGCCUUCAAGACUGCAGGUGUGCCUUGACAGAACUGCAAGAUAGUGCCUUGAGGAAACUAGCAGCUUGGAAGGAGUUCAGUGACACUGGCUUGGCCACUUUCAAUGUGCGAUGUGUGGAUAAAAAAGGUGGAACUUCGCAGAUGAUGGAGAUCAAGUGCUCGCUAGGAGGCUUGGGCUCGGAUCUUCAAAAAGAGGUGGCCAAAAAGUUGAACUUAAGUGAAUCAAGUCAUGUGAAAUGCAUUUCAGGAGGAAGGAUUAUCAAUGGACAAAGAACUCUAGCCUCGCAGGGUCUUAAAACCAAUCAACAACUUAUGGUCGUAGUGGGAGGAGAAAAUGAAGGUCAGGAGUUACAUGAACGUAUCCAGAGGAUUCGAGCUGAUGUAGAGAUAGUUGCGGAUGCCGAUCAUCGUUUUAUGGAAAUGGAGGAUCAAGAUGGUCGUCCCAUCUUCCUUCCACCCGACGAAAAUCGAUCUAUAUUGAUGGGAUUGGCCAUGUACGAGACAGCCAGGGCUGCCAUGCGUAAAGAAAACUUCGAUGAGGCUUUACUUCUGCUCCUCGAAGCCGAUGAACUUUUCUGCCGAAGCAGUGAGAGCUCUAAAUUUCUGGAAGCGGUGGACAAUUAUGCUCUCAUCAAUCUUGAUAUUGUUUGGUGCUAUCUUUGCCUGAAGAAUAUCACUCAAUUACCAGAUGCUCAGCGACGUUUGGAUAUUUGUGAGAAAAGCUUUUUCAGGAGUUACGGAGAGAACUAUAGUCGUUUGUACUCGAUGAAAGGACCUAGUUGUCCUGAAAGAGCCUUGAUCAUGAGGUUACAUCUUCUCCAAGGCGUUCUCUUGUUUCACCAAAAUCGCCGAGAUGAAGCCUAUGAAAGAUUGGAGGAGGCUUCCAAGGAUUUGAAUGAGUUAAAGCUGUAUGAUGAUCAGCUUAUGACUCUGGUGGAAAUGGGUUAUGAAGAAUGUGAUGCCAGAUUGGCUUUAAGAUCCUGUGCUGGCCAGGUGGAUAGAGCCAUACAAUUUAUACAGGAACACAAGGAAAAAGUCAAAAAAGAACGCCAGAACUCGGCUAAUGUAAGGCAGGUUAACCAGGAAAUAAGGGAAACUAAUUCUGGUGAACAUUGGGUGGAUCCUCGUAGUGUUUGUAGGCUCAUGGAAAUGGGCUACGAAAGGCCAUUGGUUGUGGAGGCACUGAAGAGAACCAAAAAUAACCUAGAGCGUAGUUUGGAUCUUCUACAGCAUCAUUCAAAUGACCUCAGAGCCAAUCUACCAGCAACACCUCCUGUGGAUGAAUCUUUACUUUCAACUCUGCAACAACUUGGUUUUCCUGCCACAUCCGCACGAACUGCUUUGGAAACUACAGAGAAUGACUUUAGAAAAUCCAUGGAAUUCUUAUUGAAAAGCUUUGUCAGCGAAGACGAGUUACUUGCUGUUAUUGAAGCCAUGCAAAAGUUACUUAAAGAUCAAGGACCUUCGAGUUCAAAUAGAGGAACUGGAAAUAGCUCCACUCCUUUAUUGAAUUUAUCGGCCACUGAAUUGGCUUUAAUCCAAUCAGUUCUUGUCAAGGCGAAGUCGGAAAUGGAAUCUUAUAAUGCUUUUAAGAGAUUCAAUGAGGAUCUUGCUGAAAAUAAUUCUCACUAUUUGGAUCUGCCUUUGGUCCAGGAAGAACAAGUUCUCAAUGAGUAUAGGCACCUACUAGAACAAUGAUUCUUAUGAUUUUGGAGUUUUCUACAAAUAUUUGUAAAUCUAAAAAUGUAAAAUAUAACUUAUUGUGUA